UUGAAAACCUUGUUGAUUCCGGGAGAGGGAGCGGCGGCGGGACGCGGAGCGCGCGCGCCCCGGUGGGUGUGUGUCCGCGCACCAGGGCGCCAGCCGGCGCCGCCUCCCCUCACCUUCCCCCCCACCCCCCACUCCGGUAACUGUCGCCUCUGGCUGCCAUUCGUGCCGCGGCCGCGCCCGAGGAAGGAGCCAGAAGCCGGGGCUCGAGCUGAGAACCAGACACUAUGUCUUCUGUUGCUUCGUCAAAAGAAGAUACAAUGUCAUCUGAAAAAGCAGAUGAGAAAGAACCUGAGGCUGAGAACAAAGCUGAGGAAAGUGAUGAGGAUGAAGAGGAGGAGGAGGAGGAAGAAGAAAAGGAAAAGAGUCUCAUUGUUGAAGGAAAAAGAGAGAAAAAGAAAGUGGACCGACUGACCAUGCAGGUGUCCUCAUUACAAAAGGAACCUUUUACAAUUACACCAGGAAAAGGACAAAAACUCUGUGAAAUUGAAAGGAUACAGUUCUUUUUGAGUAAAAAGAAGACAGAUGAACUUAGGAACCUACACAAACUCCUCUACAACAGGCCAGGCACCGUUGCUUCUCUAAAGAAGAAUGUGGGUCAGUUCAGCGGGUUUCCAUUUGAAAAAGGAAGUGAUCAAUAUAAAAAAAAGGAAGAAAUGUUAAAAAAGUUUAGAAAUGCAAUGUUGAAAAGUAUCUGUGAAGUUCUUGAUUUGGAGAGAUCAGGAGUUAACAGUGAACUGGUAACCAGAAUCUUGAACUUUUUAAUGCACCCAAAAUCUUCAGGCAAGCCAUUGCCAAAGUCCAAGAAAACACCAAGCAAAGGUGGUAAAAAAGAACGCAGUAGUGCUGGAACAACAAGAAAAGCAAAACGCACCAAAUGUCCAGAGAUCUUGUCAGAUGAAUCUAGCAGUGAGGAAGAUGAAAAGAAAGAAAAAGAUGACUCUUCAGAAGAAAAGGAAAGUGAAGAGGAGCCCCCCAGGAAAGCUUCUAAAAGAGAAAAAUCUAAAAAGAUGCCUUCUAAAACCAAGAAAGCUGUGAAGGGUGCUAAUGUCAAGAAGGCAGAUAGCAGCACUACUAAAAAGAGUCAGACCAGUUCUAGAAAAGAGAGUGAGUCUGAGGAUAGUUCAGAUGAUGAACCGUUAAUUAAAAAGUUGAAGAAACCACCUACAGAUGAAGAGCUUAAAGAAACUGUCAAGAAGUUGUUGGCCAGUGCAAACUUGGAGGAGGUCACAAUGAAACAAAUUUGCAAGGAGGUGUAUGAAACUUAUCCUAGUUAUGAUUUAUCUGACAGGAAAGACUUCAUUAAAAAAACAGUCAAAGAGUUGAUAUCAUGAUCUGAUUUGACUGUGGGGAAUGGAGACUCCUACUUUUAUGUUCCCAUGAAUUUGAAGAUCCUAAUAGGCACCAGCAAAAGGAAUGUUUUUUACCCUUGUGGUAUUUAGUCAGAAGUGAUUCUGCUGAUACAAUGUUAAGAGUGUUGAUGUAAAUUGCUUUGUGUAUCUUUUAAAAAACAAAAACCGCAUUUAAUGCGGUUUUUAGUUCAACAUACUCAAGUUUUGUGCAUGGCAAUAAAUGUUCCCUUUUUUAUAGUUUUUGUACAUUUUGAAUUGCUUUGUAUAACCAGAUUCAUUAGACCCAUCAUAGCUUUUUAGUGUGUGUUACUAGCUUGCAGAAGGAGAUUUUAAAAUCAAGUAGGAUGAAAACUGCUUAUCUGCACAUAUACAUGAGAGACUGGAAUAUUGCAGUAUUGGUUAUAAAAAAAAUAUUUUGACUACAUAUCCAUUCUGAAAAUAAAAAGUUAGUCACAUUAGUGUCUUUUAUAUUCUGAUACAUUCUACAGAUGCAGAAUUAUUCUAAAUCUAGAUUACUGUCUUGCAUGUGUAGGCACUGUGAAAACUGUCAAAAGCAUGGUAGCUGAUUCGCAUAUAGAUGUUAUUUUUGUACUUUUAAAAGGCUUUCUGUUAUGUAUAUAAAGUUAUUUCAGAUUUCUUUUGUGCAAAUCAGUUUUUUAAUCUUGUUAUCUUAGAGGAUUUAUGACAUGAAAUGUCAGUGUUCAGCAGUGAGGCUGUGAUGAAAAGUGGAAUGCAGAAGUUUCACGAAGACUAUACAAAAGAAUUAAGAUUUUACUACUUGUUUGUCCCAUCUUACGUUGUACAGGAACUAAAUGUAGUUUUAUACUUAAGCUUUUCAGUGUUAAACUUUGUACAAAGACUGCAGAUAUUUCUUUCAAUGGCUUGACUUAUCAAAUAAAACUCCUCUAAAGGCUAUAGGAAAAAUUUCAAAUUUCACUUUGAAAAAACUUACAUUUCAGUGUCUUGAUUUGAUGACCAAACUUCUCAGAAGUAAGCAUCCAGGAUGUGCAGCUGUGAGGCUCGAUAGCUUUACAAGCCCAUCUGGGGGCCUCCAAACCAGGCAGCACUGAAGGGUGUGGCUAAACUGUACUUUAUAGGAGAAUGCUCUUCUGAACCAUGAUGCCUCAACAUGGGCAAUGGUACUUUAAGUCUGCAGUCUUGAUCUUUGGCCACAGCUUGUUGGAUCAAAAUGAACACUUCUUAUAAGUUUUGUUCUUAUUUAGAUUUCUGUUCUCCAUACACCUUAUUGCCAAUAUGGGAUGUCCUCCACUUAAAAUUUUGAACUGCUAAUAGAUGCCAAGAUGUGGGCUGCUAUUAAUAUCAUGAGCAAUGAAUCCCUCUGACUGUAGUAUUACUAGAAAGACAAAGCAUAUUUUUUUAAAUUUUAUUAUUGUACAUUUGAGAAAUCAGAGUUCAUAAGUGAUUUAAAUUCUGAAAAUGUUCAGCCAGUCAGACUAUUAAUCUUCACAUACUUCUCUAACUUCUUUGAGUGUAAUCAUUUAUAAUAAGACUGGAUGUAACAAUUUUUUUGUAUU
Messenger RNA from Rhea pennata, 2884 nucleotides. RefSeq names its product DEK proto-oncogene (gene DEK). The transcript is spliced from 11 exons. Gene Ontology annotation, molecular function: histone binding; DNA binding. Gene Ontology annotation, cellular component: nucleus. Gene Ontology annotation, biological process: regulation of double-strand break repair; chromatin organization. Lineage: Eukaryota; Metazoa; Chordata; Aves; Rheiformes; Rheidae. Bases 225 to 1331 code for a protein of 368 amino acids. The record is from RefSeq and is a predicted model, not a curated record.